This is a messenger RNA of Folsomia candida, 1128 nucleotides long. Its product is annotated as TIP41-like protein. Gene Ontology annotation, biological process: TOR signaling. The transcript has 4 exons. The record is from RefSeq and is a predicted model, not a curated record. The coding region runs from base 139 to 1092 and encodes 317 amino acids. Lineage: Eukaryota; Metazoa; Arthropoda; Collembola; Entomobryomorpha; Isotomidae. Gene Ontology annotation, cellular component: cytosol.
UCCCGUCGUGCUUGUUUGCUGCAUAACAAAUAAUAAAAGUUUGUUGUUCCUAAAAAAUUGAUUUACAGUUUUUUGAAUUUCUGUUCAAAUUGUAGUUGAAAUUCAAUAAAACCUUUGUGUGAGUGUUUUGUGGUCACUAUGCAGGUGGGGGACAGCGAUGCCGCUACCGUGCCUAAUCCGGCGGGCGUACGGCGGCCAGACGGCUUGAGAAGAGUUGCAAUGUCAAAGCACGAUUUCGAAGGAUGGACAAUUUCUGUUCUCAAAAGCCCAAUUCUACCAUCCAACUGCUACUGCGACGUCUUGGAUGGUGAAAACACUAAAGGAAUUGUGCUGGAGACAGGACAAAGUUGGGACUCAGUAUUAUCGAAGACUGAUGCAUUCAAAUGUCAAGUGUGCAGAUAUGGCGAAGGAUUGGAGCUCAAACACCUUCCGGAGAUGGUAUUUCCGGACAAUCUUCUUCACUUGGAGUACAAUGCUUCUGGAUUUGUCUUGGAAUUUAACACUUUGGAUGCUAUGAAAUUAAUGUCCACGACGGACACACAUUCCGUUCGGGUUGCAAUGUCGGAACCUUGGCAAGCAUCCAAGGUUGAAAUGGGUUUACCCAAGGAUAUUUUACAUGACUUUAACUGGACAUUUACUACAGAAUACAAGGGUACCCUGAAGGAAAGGGGUAACAAUUCAUAUAAAUCCGAGCCAUUAUUCCGGGUUGAAACUAAUACGUCGGAUAAACUAAACCUGGAAAAACUAAUGCAAAAAGAACAAAUUUUAUUCUAUGAUGAGCUAACGCUUUUCGAAGAUGAAUUGCAUGAUAAUGGAAUUUCAAAUUGCAGCGUAAAAAUUAGAGUGAUGCCUUCGGGAUUUUUCAUUCUGCUGCGAUACUAUUUGCGAGUUGACCACGUUAUGGGCAAGGUCUGUGAUACCAGAAUUCAUUUCGAAAAGGGAAAUCAGUAUUUCUUGAGACAAUACCAAUGUCGAGAAGAAUCAUUCAAGAAUCUUGGCACCUUGGACCCCCAAACGUUUUCCGACAUAAAUAUUCUCUAUAACCAUCUCCCCAUAAGAACAGAAAUUAUUGACAAGAUUUUUAUAACGUAAUAAUUUAAAUGAAUUAAAUUCCACAUGCUUUCAAAA